This is a messenger RNA of Camelina sativa (false flax), 3079 nucleotides long. The record is from RefSeq and is a predicted model, not a curated record. NCBI's taxonomy places the organism in Eukaryota, Viridiplantae, Streptophyta, Magnoliopsida, Brassicales, Brassicaceae.
AAAAAAAAUACCCAAAAUUGAUUUAUCAAUUGAAAAGUUGAAAAUUGAAACGCUCCAUUUUUCCGCCACUUAUUAGAGACAAUGGAGGAGGAGAAGCAGAAAAGUAUCAGUCCUCCGCCGUGUCCUUCAACCGUAACAGUGCGACGAAACCCUCCGAGGAGAGCUAGAGCAACUCCGUAUACCACUGCGAGUAAGCAAAACCAACCUCUCUCCUCUCACGACGUUCCUACUUUCCCAAUCGACGAGAUUCUCUCCAUUCAAAUCCCUCAAUCCGAAACCAAACCCACAGUUCCAGAGAGUUUGAAGAUUUUCCUGAGAAUCAAACCUUUGAAAUCCUUAACCACCAAGGUUAUUACCACCAACACAGCGAAGAGCAGGCCUAGAAAUGUCUGGCCGCAGAAUCCUUCGAAGAAGCACAUCGCGAAGGAGAACAGGAACCCGGAGAUCGCGAAGAAGGUUAAGAAGAAGGAGGAAGAGGCGGCGGCGGCUUGUAUUGCUUUGAACGAUUCGUAUUCAGUCACAUUAACUCCGCCUCAAGCGUUGCAAGAGCUGAAACGAAGCAAGACUGAGGUUUACGAAGGGUUUUCUCAUGUCUUCCCGGCUGAUUGUUCUCAGAACGAUGUGUAUGAUAAAAUGGUUCAACCAUUGUUGGAGGAUUUCAUGAAAGGGAAAAGUGGAAUGUUGGCUGCGUUGGGACCUAGUGGCUCUGGGAAGACUCAUACUGUCUUUGGAACUUUGAAGAAUCCUGGAAUUGUGCCAAUUACUCUCCGUCAGAUUUUCAAGAAGAGUGAUGAGAGUUCUGAUGCUUCUGUGAGGUCAUUUAACUUGUCCAUAUUUGAAAUAUGCUCCGAACGAAGGAAAGGGGAGAAAGCUUAUGAUUUACUAGGUAGUGAAAGCUCUGAAUUGUCUGUGCAACAAUCAACCAUCAGGGGUUUGAAAGAGGUCCCAAUCCAUAGUUUGGAGGAAGCAGAGUCUUUAAUUGGACAAGCAAUGCUGAAACGUGCAACAGCUACCACAAACUCGAACAGCCAAUCAAGUCGCUCACAAUGCAUCAUUAACAUACGAGCAUCAUGCAAUCGCUUUUCCAACGAGACAAAAAUGCAGUCCAGUGAUGCUAUGCUGACAAUAGUGGAUCUGGCUGGUGCAGAAAGAGAGAAAAGAACAGGAAAUCAGGGAGAAAGGUUGGUUGAGAGUAAUUUCAUCAAUAACACAUCCAUGGUUUUUGGUCAAUGUUUACGGUCACUCUUGGAGUACCAGAAGAACCGAAAGAGGGGAUUGCAGAAACAUCAUCAAAAUUCUUUGUUGACAAGGUACUUGCGCGAUUACCUAGAGGGGAAAAAAAGGAUGGCUUUGAUUUUAACUGUCAAAGCAGGGGAAGAGGAUUAUCUUGAUACCUCCUAUCUUUUGAGACAAGCAUCACCGUAUAUGAAAAUAAAAUUUGAUAACACCGAGGAACCUUGCAACAAGAGGCAGCUCAAGACAUUUCCACGAGCUGAAAAAAACAAGAAGAUUAAACUUAGUGCUCCCAAGAACUCCCAAAUAGAAGACAUUUUUCAUGAAGGGAGAAACCAAAUUGCUCAGGAAGUGCAUUUGCAGGGAAAGAAAGCUGAUCCAACAGACAGAUCCUCUCCGAGUCUGGAACAUGUUGCCCAAGAUAAAAAUAAGCGAGAGCACAUCAUCAUGCGGAAUUUUUCUAAAGUCUUAUGGAAUGUUCUGAAGCAGUACAACGAGAAACUAAAAGUUGCAGAAGGUGAAAUUUGCACUCUCAAAGAUAGCCUUCGAAGAGAAGAGCUAAAAUCUCUUGGAUUGGAGACAGAGUUGAUCAGUCUCAAGUCCUCUUGCCUGGUAGAGUCAUGUAUACCUGAGGUAGAAGCUGUUGUAUAUGCAAACGAAGAAGUCAGCGCAGAUGAAUCCAGCGAGUCUCCUGUGCCAAGCAAAAAUGUGAACGAUGAUGUACGUGUUCGAUGUCACUUGUCUUCUCAGAAUGAUGCGGAGCCAAGACAGUCUGUCAAUUCUGAAGAAAAUGCGGGGAUUCCUUCUGCGACUACUCAUGAUGAAACUGUAGUUACUGAGUCUCCAAGAGAUCAGGUGAAAGAUGCUGUACUCGUUCCAUGUCACUUGUCUUCUCAGAAUGAUGCAGAGCCAAGACAGUCUAUCAGUUCUGAAGAAAAUGUGGGGAUUCCUUCUGCGACUACUAAUGUUGAAACUGAAGUUACUGAGUUUCCAAGAGAUCAGGUCAUCCAGAAUCAAGAUGAUCCAACACCUUCACCAGAACAAGUUGAAGUUAGUCAAGAUUGCAUCAACAGCCGGAUGUCUAACGUUCAAACAAAAUCCGCAAUAUCCCACAGAUGUCCCGAUUCAGAGAAGCAAGAAAGAAACAGGAGACUGUUGCCAGCGCCAUCCAGAUCUCUAACUGAGGAAAUGAAUGACUUGGACAUAAAAGAUAAGCCGAUUGAGAAACCACAGGUUAAAAACGGCAAGACUCGUGUUCAAAAGAAAGCAGAAUCAACCAAAGUUCAGGAAAUUGAGGUUCCUAAUCCUGCCCGUGAAUCAGAACCUACAUCAACUACGAAACAGAGGAAUGGACAGAAACCAAGAAGGAGACUCCAACCUGCUGCGUCUGUGCUAUUAACAAGAGAAAUAAACACGUUAGAGAUCGAGGAUGAUAUCGCCGAGCCAAAGGGGAACAGAGGUGGAAAGAAGACGACAGUAUCACAACCGAGAAGCCAAGGGAGUGUCACUCUCCUCCGCCUCCUCACUGACAAUCUUCAUCUCUAACAUCUAUCAAACAAACUUGCAUCAACAUCUUAUUGUACCUUCUAUUGUGAGUCUUAAGUAAAGGUUUAAAAUAUUAUCCUGGUUGUAUAUAUAGCAAAGAAAAACUGAAAUAUUUUGAGUCUGUUAUUUGGUCCAAGCUUUUUUUGAGCCGCAAGAUGAAAAAAUGAAUGAUGGUCUCCUAAGCUCCGUUAUCAGAUUCAUUAGUACUUGUCAAAAAUAUUUCGUAAGUACACAUACAAUUUCAUUGUUAUACUUGCCAUUUGUCAAAGACCACUGAGAUGUAUAUCUCCACAACUCACAC